This is a messenger RNA of Arvicola amphibius (Eurasian water vole), 3869 nucleotides long. It is a transcript of the gene Prkn, whose product is annotated as parkin RBR E3 ubiquitin protein ligase. Gene Ontology annotation, cellular component: cytosol; ubiquitin ligase complex; cytoplasm. Lineage: Eukaryota; Metazoa; Chordata; Mammalia; Rodentia; Cricetidae. The record is from RefSeq and is a predicted model, not a curated record. Gene Ontology annotation, biological process: protein polyubiquitination; ubiquitin-dependent protein catabolic process; regulation of apoptotic process. The coding region runs from base 134 to 1528 and encodes 464 amino acids. Gene Ontology annotation, molecular function: polyubiquitin modification-dependent protein binding; zinc ion binding; ubiquitin protein ligase activity. The transcript is spliced from 12 exons.
UGGGCCUGCCGGCCACGCGGGGAGGGCCACCCUGGAUGACUAAACCCGAGAGAAACGCUGGUGGGCGGCUUGGGCGGGUGUCGGUGCCCGCGUAGGCCCUGCUCGCCCCGCAGCCACCACCCGCCCGGUGACCAUGAUAGUGUUCGUCAGGUUCAACUCCAGCCAUGGCUUCCCAGUGGAGGUGGAUUCCGACACCAGCAUCUUCCAGCUCAAGGAAGUGGUUGCUAAGCGACAGGGGGUUCCAGCUGACCAGCUGCGUGUGAUUUUUGCUGGGAAGGAGCUUCGGAAUGACCUGACGGUGCAGAGCUGUGACCUGGAACAGCAGAGCAUAGUUCACAUAGUGCAGAGACCAUGGAGAAAAUGUCUUGAGUCAAACGCUUCUGGAGAGAACAAGCCCCACGUCUCAGGGGGCUCUGUCUGGGAGCCCAGGAGCUUGACGAGGGUGGACCUCAGCAGCCAUAUCCUGCCAGCGAACUCCGUGGGGCUGGCGGUCAUUCUGGACACAAGCAGCAGCAGAGAUUCCAAAGUGGCCAGAGGUCCAGCAGGUAAACCCACAUACAACAGCUUCUAUGUCUACUGCAAAGGCCCCUGCCACAGGGUCCAGCCUGGAAAGCUCCGAGUUCAGUGCAGUACCUGCAGACAAGCCACCCUGACCUUGGCCCAGGGUCCGUCCUGCUGGGAAGAUGUCUUAAUUCCAAACCGGAUGAGUGGCGAGUGCCAAUCUCCAGACUGUCCUGGAACCAGAGCAGAAUUUUUCUUUAAAUGUGGAGCACACCCAACCUCUGACAAGGAUACAUCCGUAGCCUUGAACCUGAUCACCACUAACAGCCGCAGCAUCACCUGCAUAGCGUGCACAGAUGUCAGGAGCCCCGUCCUGGUCUUCCAAUGUAACCACCGCCACGUGAUCUGCUUGGACUGUUUCCACUUGUACUGUGUCACAAGACUCAAUGACCGGCAGUUUGUCCAUGAUGCUGAGCUUGGCUACUCCCUGCCGUGUGUGGCUGGCUGUCCCAACUCCCUGAUUAAAGAGCUCCAUCACUUCAGGAUUCUUGGAGAAGAGCAGUACAACAGGUACCAGCAGUAUGGCGCGGAGGAGUGUGUACUGCAGAUGGGGGGCGUGCUGUGCCCCCGUCCUGGCUGCGGAGCUGGGCUGCUGCCUGAACAGGGCCAGAGGAAAGUCACCUGUGAAGGGGGCAACGGCCUGGGCUGCGGGUUCGUCUUCUGCCGGGACUGUAAGGAAGCAUACCAUGAAGGUGAAUGUGACUCACUGUUUGAAGCCUCGGGGGCCACCGCUCAGGCCUACCGAGUGGACAGAAGGGCUGCUGAGCAAGCUCGCUGGGAGGAGGCCUCUAAAGAAACCAUCAAGAAAACCACUAAGCCUUGUCCUCGCUGCAAUGUGCCAGUGGAAAAAAAUGGAGGCUGCAUGCACAUGAAGUGUCCGCAGCCGCAGUGCAGACUGGAGUGGUGCUGGACCUGCAGCUGUGAGUGGAACCGAGCCUGCAUGGGUGACCACUGGUUCGACGUGUAGAAGGGUGUCACUCAGGCCUGCAUGGGUGACCACUGGUUCGACGUGUAGAAGGGUGUCACUCAGGCCUGCAUGGGUGACCACUGGUUCGACGUGUAGAGGGAUGUCACCCAGGCCCUGGCCCUGGCCCUGGCCACAGCUUCUCAUGGGAAAGUUGUCGACCCCUAACCUCUUAGCCAUUUCGUCUCCUCUAUGCAUACAAGCACAUACAUACACACGCACAAACACAGGCUGCAAAUUACAGAUGCGGUCACUAGAGCCUUUCCACGGCACCCACGGAAACCAGCAGCGCCCGCUGGGCACCCAGCAAGAGGCACUUUCAGGCUUCUGGCUUAUGCAAAUAUCAGAGCUGGGGAGAGAGUGAAGCCCCUUGUUUUGGAUUCUCAGCCCGGCCAGAAUCCAGCUGGAUCGUCACAGGGGCAGAGGUUUUCCAGGUUUAACUUUCUGCCUCCACUUUCACCAACUUCAUGUAGAAGCCACGGGCAAAGCCAACAGCCUUCCAAGGCUGUCGCCACGCUCUGAUUAUGUUAGACUGCUGUGGAGUCUCACAAGCACACUCGAGAUUUAAGGAGCAGUGCUAUUAUUUAACAAUCACCUCCUCCCAGAGGGCCCUCCCCAGCAAUAGUCAAAACUCCUAGUUUAUCCCCAAGAAUCCUGUCUUGAUAAGUGGUGCUGAUGAGACAGGUCCGCGGCAUACAAAUCAGCUCAUCAACCAAGUGAGGAACUGGGAAAGCUAAUUUGAAUACCAGCUGGUUAAAUCACUGGGAGGGCGUCGAAGCUGAGCGCACUGCCAUCCGUUCAGUUGCCUGCAACCUUAGAAAGAAAUGAUUUUUUUUCCUCCUGAAAAUAUUACAAAGUCCGCAAUUUGGUUUGAAGUAUUCAUAUUGCCACCUGGAAGCUUAGCCCAUUCGUUUGGCUUCAGUGUAAACUCAAUAGAGAAAGUGCCUAUAAAGGGAUAUUCUUAGAAACAAUCCCGUGAUGCUAUUCUAACGCCAACAGCAGUGCAGAUCGGGUUUAUAUUUAUGGAAUAUUUACAGAAGGGCCAUUUCUAGACCCUCUAAGUGAAAACAUUGCCUGACCCCCUCCAUCAGAGGGGUACACCUCUAUGCACCUACUCCCUCCCCAGCUGCUAAGCCCCAGGCAGGGCCUUUCACGCAGGACAAUAAACACACACUAGAAUUCUUCAGGUUAAUAUGCAUCACAUUUGAAUGUUAAUUUUUCAAAAUUUUAUUUUUUCCUGUUUUGUUUUGUUUUUGAGGCACGCACAACACAUAAAAACAUUAGCACUAGGUACUGUGAGCUGAAUUUUCUACCACACCAUGUGUGCAGGGUGAGGCCUAGUCUCUGCCUUUCCUUCUCAUUUGAUAUUCUGGCUUCUCAGGAGGCUGAGCUGCUAGUUGAGGGUCUCAUUGGCACAUGAGGUCCCUUGGGACUUAAGAGACCUGGAUCUUCUGAAACCAAUAUGAAGGUGUAACCAACUGAAACCCUUGCUGGUGAGAGAAGAGGCAGUGACCUCAGAAUUUUCCAGGUCGUAUACCAAGAACAUCCACUCCCCUACUCCAGGCAGCCUUACCCAGCCUCAUCCAGAACUCUCCCCAGGAGCUUUCUGCCCUCCCCUUCCUCUGAGAUGCUGGUACAAGACUGUGGUGUGAGGGGGUCAUAACAACAUGAAUGACCCCAUUUAAUAUCAGCUAUUAGAAAAUCCUUCCACUCCUACAUGCUGUAGGCCUGCCAGACCCAAGUCCAGAAGCCGAGGUCACGUGGAAACAAUGGGGUUGGUAUCUUGGAAAGUGAGGAAAGAUCAGCAGACACAAGUCCACGCUUGCAUCCCAGUGGCCUAGUCUCCACCCCAGCCAGGUCCCGAAGGAGUGCCACAUGCCCACCCAGAGUGGCAAAGCCGCCUGUCCUGAGCACUCAGGGUUUUUAUGCCACCCGUCACCGUUUCGUUUGCAGCAUCUCUUCCCGCCGCAUCUUCCCACACCUGUGUGCUGUAAUGGUUUGGGAAGCCAGGACAAUGUUUUCUGUCCUGCUCUGUAGAGAGACUCCCUGGAGUUUGCUGGCUUUCCAGCAUGUUCCUUUUUUCUUUCUAGUGAUGGCCUCUGUUUUCUUCAGAAUAGAAUAGUGGUUCUGAAAAUAGCUUAAAGGGAAAGUAUCCACAGUGUGUGAGCAUGAGUCACCGCCUGUGUUGUGUGAGCAUGAAUCGUGGGACAAAAGCGGAUGUCAGAAGAAUGGAAACCUAACCUCUGAAGAGCAAUCUGCCUUUUUCUGUGAAAUGCAUUAAGAAAGAUCUGAAGGCUGUGUCCAUGGUGGUACCCAGACUGUCAAUAAAAGAAUCCAAAGAGUG